UUGGAAAAGAGGCCGAUGGUCAGACGUAAAUCCCCCGUGCGGUAAUCUGUCCCCCACACUUCUGGCAAGCCGCAGCGACGUUCGGACACGACGCCCUCCCUUCCGACACAACUUUCGGCCGUGCUCGACACUUCUUCUAAUUCCUCACAGUUUCGCAAGGAAGAACGGAUCUAAUGUCCAAGAUGCCGACAGAAAAAGUACCAGAGAAGGCCAAGACUAGCGAGACUCUACGUCGCAAGUCUUCCAAGCCGAUCAUGGAGAAGAGACGACGGGCUAGAAUCAACGACAGCCUGAAUCAGCUCAAGACCCUCAUCUUGGACGCCCUCAAAAAAGACAGUUCUCGCCAUUCUAAGCUGGAGAAGGCCGACAUUCUGGAAAUGACCGUGAAGCACCUGCGUAACCUGCAGAGGCAACAGAUUGCUGAUGCCGUCGUCAGAGACCCGGUGGCCCUGAGCAAGUACCGGGCGGGCUACUCGGAGUGCAUGACGGAGGUGUCCCGCUUCCUUACCACCUCGGACGGCGUGGACAGCCAGGUACAGCAGCGCCUGCUCGGCCACCUCGCCAGCUGCUGCCAGACCGUGGACACCCUCGCGCCCGUCCAGCAGCCCGUACACGUGCAGGUGGCCGCCGCCGCGCCGCCCGUCUCCGUCGCCGGGGCCAUCAGCCUGGCCAGCCCAACGGCUCAGACGUCGCCGCUCCGCGUGCCCGGCCCGGCCGUCCCGACAACAGCGUACGGCGGGAUCCCCGUCGUGCCGGGGCAGAUUCCCAGCGGGGAGCCGGUGGCCGUCCUGCUGCCCAGUCAGGCGUUUCCAGGUGGACAAAUGCCCAGCCACGUCAUUCCUGUGUACGCGAACGCGACAGUGGUCGGCAGCUCUCGUCCCGAGUCUUCCGCACAUGGAGCGACAACAAGCACGUUUGUACAGUCGACAACUGGACCAACAGUAACCCCCGCGCCCGGACUUAUUACCGCGGUACCCAGCCUGAGCCCGGCGGCGCAGCGGUCACCUGUGCCCGCCGCCCAGGCCGCGCCAGUCCCCAGCGACAUGGACAAGAUGUGGAGACCGUGGUGACCACAGCACGAAACAAAAGACUUGUGACUCUAAAGACUAAACAUUCCGUGUGUCUACUAUGAAAAGUUGUGUACAUAUUCUGAAGAUAUUUUUUGCAUUUUCUGUAUAUAUAGCUUGGUCCACUUUGUUGUCAGAGACCCAAUAAUGUCGUCGGACGGUAUGCAUUUUGAUAUUGCGAGAAGAACUAUUGUUUUACUAUUUCUAUUUUGAGAAUUAAAAAAUAGAUUGCUGGAAAAUC
Molecule: messenger RNA, 1308 nt
Organism: Branchiostoma belcheri (Belcher's lancelet)
Lineage: Eukaryota; Metazoa; Chordata; Leptocardii; Amphioxiformes; Branchiostomatidae
Product: transcription factor HES-1-like
Exons: 4
Coding region: 174-1070 (298 amino acids)
Biological process (GO): regulation of neurogenesis; anterior/posterior pattern specification; regulation of transcription by RNA polymerase II
Cellular component (GO): nucleus
Molecular function (GO): protein dimerization activity; RNA polymerase II cis-regulatory region sequence-specific DNA binding; DNA-binding transcription factor activity, RNA polymerase II-specific
Source: RefSeq, a predicted model, not a curated record